Molecule: messenger RNA, 578 nt
Organism: Quercus lobata
Lineage: Eukaryota; Viridiplantae; Streptophyta; Magnoliopsida; Fagales; Fagaceae
Exons: 1
Coding region: 88-459 (123 amino acids)
Source: RefSeq, a predicted model, not a curated record
UACCCACCAAUCCACCUUAAGUUUGCCCAUCAAGUUGGUUCUUCUGCAAGAGAAAAACCAACAUUGAUAACCAUUUGAGCCAAACCAAUGGCUACCUUUACUUACACAAGCCAAUAUUCAUCUCAAAGAUCAGUAGCCAUGGUGCUAGCUCUAGUUUCUGCAAUUGUUCUAUCGCCAUUGUACGUGACACGGAAAAAUGACACGCGAUAUUAUGAGACAAAAUGGAGUUCUGGCUUUGUUCUACCUAUGGUUCUAGCAGGACUCAUAAUUGCCAUUAAAACAACCUCAUCAUGUUCAUCCAUGUCUGCACAAGGAGGUAGAGCUUCAAUAAUUCCAUCUCCAGACCCUUCAUGGGUGCUUAGAAUUGGAAGCUCAUCUUGGGGGCUUGCUGGUAUCUUGGUUAUGCUGUUGCUUGUGCUAUCAUGGCAAGAAUCUGUACAAGAGUUUUUCUGGAGAUAGAGAGAAAAACUCCACAUGUUAUCUAUGUCUAUUGUAUUUCAUUUUGAUUGUAUAAGUUUAUAUAUCAAAUAAUUUGAUAGUUCAUCUAGUUAUAAUUAAAUCUUUCUUCUUCUUUUUUA